AUGGAGAUGUAUGUGAUAGUCUUGUAUCUAGUCUACAUGUUUCAGAAGGGGCAAUGUGGUUAUUGUCAGAGAUUUGAGACCGAGAUGGUGUUUCACAGUGCAAACAACCGUGGUAUGGUCAACCACACAUUUCAGACGAAGAUGGUAUCUUCGCCAGUGCUGUGCGGUCGAGAUUGCAGUUCGAUACCGCAGUGCACAUCUUUCAACUAUAACAAAAUUGAGGGAUUUUGUGAGCUGAACAAUGCAACAAGAAUGAUUUAUCCAGCUGACUUUGUUGAGAUACAAGGUACUGUAUACUACGAUGAAAACAUGGAUACCGUUGCGUUUUCGCUGUCUGAUUUAGAUAAUAGCAGUUGUAAGAUGCUACACCGGGCUGGACAUCAUAGCAGUGGUAUCCACACCAUUUACCCUUUGGGUAUACCAGCCGGCCUGGAUGUCUACUGCGAUAUGGCGACCGAUGGAGGAGGCUGGGCGGUCUUCCAGCGUCGCAAAGACGGCACUGUUGACUUCUAUCGCGCAUGGGGGGACUACCAGUCCGGCUUCGGUGAUCCCUCGGGUGAGUUCUGGCUCGGGAAUGAUAUCCUGCGUAAAUUAACCGAGUUGUCCCCGGGACGGUGGCAACUUCGGGUGGAUCUCCGCGACUGGGACAACACCGACGUUUUCGCGACUUAUAAUGGGUUCUCCGUUACCGGUGAGGACUAUGUUCUCCAUCUAGACUCCUACGUGGAUCAAGGUGGAGCGGGCGACUCUCUUCUAUCCCACAACGGAAGGAAAUUCUCGACAACGGACCGCGACAAUGACGAGGCUUCGUGGAGUUGUGCGGACGAUUGGCAUGGAGCAUGGUGGUAUGAACAAUGUUUUGCUUCUCACCUUAACGGCGUGUACCUCCCUGGUCCAGAAAAGGUAUACAGGAGAGGCAUAGCAUGGGCAUCUUGGAAAGGACUUGCGUACUCACUAAAGGAAUGCAGCAUGAAAAUACGCGAAAUUGUGUAA
This is a messenger RNA of Asterias rubens (European starfish), 993 nucleotides long. RefSeq names its product ficolin-2-like. The coding region runs from base 1 to 993 and encodes 330 amino acids. The transcript has a single exon. NCBI's taxonomy places the organism in Eukaryota, Metazoa, Echinodermata, Asteroidea, Forcipulatida, Asteriidae. The record is from RefSeq and is a predicted model, not a curated record.